Pantherophis guttatus is the source of this 3141-nucleotide messenger RNA. RefSeq names its product urokinase plasminogen activator surface receptor-like. The record is from RefSeq and is a predicted model, not a curated record. Lineage: Eukaryota; Metazoa; Chordata; Lepidosauria; Squamata; Colubridae.
AGGUGCAGUCAAGUCAGGGAGGGGCCUUUGAUCUGCAGAAGACGAGUAACAACUGGAAUUCCUGCUUGAAUGUUCAGCGGGCAAGUUGUAUUCACAGGCAAAGUCCUCUGGCCUCCACAUACCAACUAUGGAAGCCCAGUUUGGGAUCUCAAAGAAGGAAUGAAGGGACGGUCCUACAGAAUGGUCAACUGGCUGCCAGUAGAAGAAAAGAAAUUCACGUAGGGACCCUGGCUGCCUCUCAACCUGUGUCCAAGGUGAUUGAUGGUUAUUCCAGAGGUGGAAGGAACACUGCCCCGAGCAUAUUUCCAGAAUCUGAACUCGGCAUUGCAAAAACCAAAACAUACCCCAAAUAAGCCAUAAAUUGCAACCGUCAACAAAAUUGCACAUAUGCUGUCAGUUGAUUAAUCUUGCUACCAUUGGCCAAUUCAACACCACUGAAUGCUGGCCAACUUCUCAAGAAGAACAGAGAAUAUUUUUCUCCCCAUCCUUUUUUUUCAGCCGAACACGGCGUCUUUUGCUGUGGAUAGUAGAUUGCCCCAUUUGUCUCUUGCCUGCUGAGCAAGUUUGUAAAUCAAAGCUCGCCGGAUUGCUUACUCCACCGACUCUUACUACAAGGCGUCCAACAUAUGAGGAAGAUGGCACUGUGGGAAGAAUACUGCCAACAGAUCAAGAAUCUGCUGCUGACUGUCAUAUUUGUCUUCUGUCUAUUGGAUGCAGUGAGUGGCCUGCAGUGCUACCAGUGUGUGGGGAUGUUCCAUGAAUGUGUCCAAUCAGAGCAAUUGUGUACGCCGAGGGAUCGGUCCUGCUUCUCAUCUACCAUCAAACUUUUCUAUUCAAACAACUAUACAGGAGUAUUUUUGCUUCCAGAUUUAGAAAUCGCUGAGUAUGUGAUGAAAGGCUGUUCAGGGGAAGGUGUAUCCAACCGCACAGCUAACAUCUAUUCAGAAGACGAUCAUGAAGUACACAACACAUAUUACUGUGACUCUAAUCUCUGCAACAUCCGGUUCACAGGCGCUCCAGCCAGCAGUACUCAAGCAGCCAACGGCAUGGAGUGCUACAGCUGCUUUGAUCGUGGCACGGGAGACUGUGCUGAAGGAAACGCUACUCGGGUCAAGUGUUUAGGAGAUAUGAAUCAGUGCAUGGAUUUUACCGUGAUUAAUGGCGCCUGGAAAAUGACGUACCGGACAUGUGCCCUGGAGACCUUGUGCCGCCGGCAGUAUAUGCUGCCGGAACUCUCGGGGAGACUGGAGAUCAGCUGCUGUUCUACACCUCUCUGUAACGAUGGGCGACCUGGCCUUAAAAGCAUCUGCAGCCAUUUCUCAGAGCAAGGAGUCAAGAAGAAGCCUGAGAAUGGCUUGGAAUGUGCCAGUUGCUGUGAUACGGGCCAAGGGGAAUGUGCCCAUGGGAACUGGACUCAUGUCAAGUGUGUUGGGGAGCAGACCAAGUGUGUGAAUGUCACAGAGAAAGGCCAUACAUUGAUGCGUGGCUGUAGCUUGGAGAAGCUUUGUUGGGAGAAACCACAGGUGUUGGACCUGGACCGAAAUUCUUCGAUCAACUGCUGCUCCAGCUCUCUCUGCAACAGAAGUUUGGCCCCAACUGGAGAUGCUGCCUUGGUCCUCCUGCUCCUGCUUUUCUGGCUGCUCUGAUAAAAGUCCGGAGUGUCCAAAUUUCAAGGAAGCCAAAGAAAGCUGGAGAACAGAGAGCCCAGUGUCACAAAGACUGAUGUACUGCAGCCACAUACUGUCCCUCUUGCCUCCCAGCAUCCAACAUGACAAGUGUUGCACAUAAGGUGGUUUUAAUUACUCCAGCCUACGUGACCGCAUUCUUUGUGAUUCUCUCCACUGUCUUUUAAGUAGGAAGCUUCAAAGAAACAGGUUUAGUGAUCUAUGCAAGGAAGAAGGUUCUGGUUGCAAGCGAAGGUGAGGGUGGCAUUGGGGCAGAAGUUACAGUCCUGAAAUAUUAUCGGCCUCUCACUGCCUUGCAGCUUCUCAAGGCUAACUCCUGCCAAGGGACCCUAACAUCUUAGCUUCCUUUCCUUCACGGGGUGAAAAAAAAAAGCCCCUUGUCCUUUUAGCAUCAGUUGCAGGGUACGGCACCACGGGUAUUAGUUAUGCAAGACUUUUGAGUUGGCUCUCAUGCCUAAAUGGAAAUCGAUGAUUUGCAUAAACAAAAAAUCUCUAACCGGUAUGAUUUCCUUGUUGUUAGAGAGAGCCAAUUUUCACCCGGACUGUAAGAAUCAUCUCAAACCAUAGUCCCACAUGUGCUGAAUGUUUUCUGGAGAACAUGGUCCUCCAGCGAGGGGAGUGGUCCGGUGGCUUAGAGGUGGAGCUCUCGCCUCACAAUCGGGAGGCUGUGAGUUUGAUCCUAGGUAGAGGCAGAUAUUUCUCUCUCUGGAUCCACACUGAGAAUAUAUCUGCUGAACAAAACUCUGCAUUGGUGACAGGGAGGGCAUCUGGCCAUUAAAAAAUCACUCUGCUAGCUCCAUUCAGUUGCCCAGACUCCACCCCGCAAGGGAUUAUGGAGUCAUUAAAUGACAACGAUGACGAUGGUCCUCCAGCGAGGAACAAGAGAUUGUUGUCCCUGCCCUGCCUGUGGACUUCAAGAUUGUGGACUUUAUGAUCCUGGCACCUUCAUCCAGAAUUGUCCAGUGAGUUUCCUCCAGGCUUCAAAGACAUCGAACCGGGGAAGGCUGUCCCAAAACAUUUUGUGCACACCAAGCUGAUGGCGAUUUUAGCCAACCUUGUUGCAAGGAAUCAAAUCACACUCCUUGCAUUCCUUGUUGGAAUUAACUCCUUUCAUUCUCCUAAGAGAACUAGAACCAAGGAUCGCUGUAAGCUGCCCAGGGUGACUUGGAUGGCGAGAUGGGUGGCGUAUAAAUGUAAUAAACAAAAAUAUGAAAAGAUGGGCCAAUCAAUACAGAGCCAUGGGAGAAUCUGUUCUCCAAGUUGUGGAGGCUGACUUAACGGUUGCGGUUGUUGCCUUUUUUCCUGGGUGGUUCUCCGGUGUAGAAAUCUGCCAACGUCCUUGAAUUCCUAGUCUGCAAAAGGAUGUUCAGGAACCUUCAAUACGAGGGAUGCAGGGGAGACAAAGAAUAGAUCAAAAGACAUCUUAUUCAAUUAAAGAAAACACAGUUUGCAGGGA